Drosophila novamexicana is the source of this 1236-nucleotide messenger RNA. RefSeq names its product serine protease grass-like. The transcript is spliced from 3 exons. The coding region runs from base 387 to 731 and encodes 114 amino acids. Gene Ontology annotation, molecular function: serine-type endopeptidase activity. The record is from RefSeq and is a predicted model, not a curated record. Gene Ontology annotation, biological process: proteolysis. NCBI's taxonomy places the organism in Eukaryota, Metazoa, Arthropoda, Insecta, Diptera, Drosophilidae.
AAGAGUUUACUGAUCUUCUACUUUCUACUAUUCUAAUUAUUAUGUUCAUUUAUAAUGUUUGUUUAAGAAAUAGAAUUUGGAAGGCUGUCGAUUGCUUAAUAAGAAAUAAAUCUGGAUGGGCUGCGUCGACUGGAGCGACAAAAUUGUGGUAUCGGCAAAAAUAGCCCACUUAAAGGCCCUGCAACUGAAGUUAUUUCCGGAUCGGGACCCUGGAUGGCACUAAUUAAGAAUAACGAUACUGACAAGCCAUAUUCUUGUCUACAACUUUAAAUUGAAAGCUAACUAUUGAAUUCACAUUUUUAUAUACAAAAUUCGUUUUAACCGUGUACUGCGUACGCUGAGAUGUAAAGAAUCUGUGACCUUGGGCGAUAACAAUCUAUUAAGUGAUGUGGAUUGUUUCAAAUCUAAGAAACAGAAUGGAGCCAAUCGAAAGGGUGAUUGUGCACGAAGAUUUUACAUUUAAUGAAAUGAAUGCAAAUGACAUAGCUCUACAAAAGCUCUUCAGAAAGGUUAAAAUUCAAGAUCACAUCAGUCCCAUCUGCUUGCCGGUGAAUGCAACCCUGCAACAACAAAUGGAAACUCUGCCGACGCUGCGACUUACUGGUUGGGGCUUUGACGAGCUACUGGAUACUUCUAUAAAAGGUCGGAUAAACUGUAUAGAAAAUUUUGCUCAUUUCGGACCUGUAGUAAUCGGUAGUUUGUGUAGCUUUAAGAAGCCCGUCUUCUGCUGAGUAUGUUUGGAAUUGUCAAUGCGGGCUUUAGAGACUGCGUUACGACUACUGCUGUAAAGGUUGCGAACUAUAUGCCAUGGAUAAGCUGCACAGUAAUCUCAAUAUGGUAUAUCGAUAUUCCCCAAGAGAGAAUUACAUUUUAUUUCAUAAUAUGUAAUCAAACGUAAAGAACGCUUAAAGAAUGCGUUUUUGCUGUUUAAUAUAAAUUUUGCAUAUAUAUAUAUAUUUGACUAUACACUAAGAAAAAGAAUUUGUCAUUUCGUUAUCUGUAUUUCUCAGAGUCGAUAUUUAUUCUAGUUUAUAAAGGUAUAUCAUUUUAAAAUCGGACAUAAUUUAACCGCGAUAUAGCAUUGGUCUUAAUGUCUGAACUACGCUGAAUUUGUACUUUUCUGCCAAAUCUGACGUAUUCCUGCCCCAACAAAAAAUAAAAACCAGCUCCCAGAUGAAGUAUAUUUGUAUUAUUGCUUAAGCAAACGCGUUCGUAACGCGAGCUGCAUUUGGCGUU